Trichoderma harzianum CBS 226.95 is the source of this 1080-nucleotide messenger RNA. Its product is annotated as glycosyltransferase family 8 protein. The record is from RefSeq and is a predicted model, not a curated record. Gene Ontology annotation, molecular function: glycosyltransferase activity. Bases 1 to 1080 code for a protein of 359 amino acids. NCBI's taxonomy places the organism in Eukaryota, Fungi, Ascomycota, Sordariomycetes, Hypocreales, Hypocreaceae. The transcript is spliced from 3 exons.
AUGAAUACUCUAACCUCACGCCGAAGCCGCAUCAUUCUCGCUCUUACUUUUGUAAUCAUAACGAUUUGCCUGUUUCUCAGCAGAACAGACGAUUACUAUCACCAGCAUACGGCUACCAUCCUUUACAAGAGCUCCAAGGAGACAACUGACUUAGACUGGUCGAAGUAUGCGUAUACACAAUAUGCCACCAGCAGCGAAUAUCUUUGCAUCUCGGUGAUGCUGUUGGAGAGGCUACAUCACCUCGGAAGCCGUGCAGACAGAGUGUUGAUGUAUCCUACAAAGAUGCUCCCAGAUCCCGAAACAAAUGAUGAUACAUGGGCCAAUUCUUACACCAAGCUCCUGGCCUUUAAUCUGACUCAAUACGAGCGUGUCAUUGCCAUUGAUGCCGACGUCACAGUUUUGAAGCACAUGGACGAGCUCUUUCAUCUACCGCCGUGCCCAAUUGCCAUGCCUCGCGCUUACUGGCUCCUCGACGACGAGAAAUCCCGGAGGACGCUUACUUCCCACGUCAUGGUCAUCCAACCAAGCGAACAAGAAUUCGAGCGCAUCCAGAAGAGGGUUCAGCUCGCAGGUAAGGACGAAUACGACAUGGAGCUGCUGAACAAGCUAUACGCCAACACGGCCAUGGUGAUUCCUCACAGACCGUACGCGAUGCUUUCUUCCGAGUUUCGUGAGGUGGACCAUCACUUGUAUCUCGGCUCCGAGACUGAGGCAUGGGAUCCGGUAGCUGUGCUAGGUGAGGCCAAGACGGUCCAUUUCUCGGAUUUUCCGGUGCCGAAGCCUUGGAAAGUGCAUUUGAGCACAGACGAUCAGGAUACUAUGAUCAAGUUGGAACCUAAAUGUGACAUGAAGAGAAAGAACGAUGAUAUUGGUGGCAAAGAGGAAGACUGCUCGGGACGGGAUGUGUGGAGGGAGCUGUAUGCUGAUUUCAGAGAGCGCAAAGCAAGGGUAUGCGCAAAGAAACGAUGGGUGAAUGAUGAAGACGAGGGAUAUGGAGCAUCGGAAGGGGAAAUGGGCGGCUUCACGAAUCCGAUGCCAGACGCUGGACCAGAUGACGAUGCUAGAUAUCUGUCAGCGUAA